CGGCUGGCCCCAGCCAUGCAGAACCGGAAUGACGCCGUGUGGAGCAGGACCCCUGUCCUCUUCUCUGCCUGGGAGGUGGAAAUGCAGAUGAGGGUGACGGGGCCGGGGCGCCGGGGAGCCCAGGGCAUGGCCGUGUGGUACACCCAGGGCAGGGGCCAAGUAGGCUCUGUCCUGGGGGCGCUGGACUCGGGGGACGGCAUUGGGAUCCUCUUCGACUCCUCGGCUGAGGAUACCCAGAACAGCCCUGCCAUCCGUGUGCUGGCCAGUGAUGGGCACACCCCCUACGAGGUGCUUGGGGAUGGAGCCAGCCGGGUGCUGGGCUCCUGCCACCGGGACUUCCGGAACCAACCUUACCCCUUCAGAGCACGGAUCACCUACUGGGGGCAGAGGCUGCGUGUGUCCUUGAACAGUGACCUCACUCCCAGCGACCCAGGUGAGGUCUGUGUCGAUGUGGGGCCCCUGCUUUUGGCCCCCGGAGGUUUCUUUGGGGUCUCGGCAGCCACCAGCACCCUGGCAGAUGACCAUGAUGUCCUGUCCUUCCUGACCUUCAGUCUGCGUGAGCCGGGUGCAGAGCCUCCCCCGCAGCCCUUCCUGGAGACAGAGCAGCUUCGCCUGGCAAGGCAGCUGGAAGGGCUGCAGGCAAGGCUGGCCCUGGGCACCAAGGAGGACAUGAUUCCAAAGCCGAACUGUGAAGUCCAGGAAGAGGGGGAAACAAGCUUUGACCUGGAGGAGACACUGCACAGACACAGCCAGAUCCUGCAGGCUCUCCAGGGUCUCUCCAAGCACUUGGCACAGGCUGAGAGGCAAUGGAAGAAGCAGCUGGUGUCCCCAGGCCAGGCCAGGCCGGAGGGAGCCUGGACCCAGGACUCCCCCUGCCAGGUUCUACCCACCCCUGAGAGAGGUGGCCAACUCUCCAGGUCACUCGACUCAGCUAAGGUCAGUGCCCUACUCCAUGGACAGCGGACUCUGCUCCAAGACCUGCAAGAGAUGAGGGAUGCAGCUGCUCACAUGGCCUCAAGAGCCCAGGUCUUCUAUCUGCCUGUGGGCACCAAGCAUCAUUUCUUAGAGCUGGCCCAGAUCCUGAGCCUUCUGCAGAAGGACCUGCGUGGUCCAGUGAAAGCGGCAGCCAAGGACUCCUGCCCACCUGGUCGGCCCCCAGGGGUUUCCUCGUGCCUGCAGCCUGGCAUCUUCCUGUUCUUGUUCUUCCUCCUCCAGCCUUUCCAGAUUGCAGGCUUCUUCUGCUAUGUACACUUCAGGCAGGAGCUGGACAAGAACCUUCAGGACGAUUUGUCCACAGGCAGCCUUCCUUUGAGUCCUGCACCACAAGUCCCUAGGACCCUGGGGGCUCUGAGGAGGCAGCCCGUCUCCCCCAGCAUACAUGGCGACCUACCUCAACGCCCUGAAGAAAUGUCCACUUCUCAUCACUAGGAAGUCACUCUAUGUCUGGGAGGUGGAGAGCUUGGCCAGUGUCCUCUGCCUCUGGGUACCCAG
Balaenoptera acutorostrata (minke whale) is the source of this 1491-nucleotide messenger RNA. It is a transcript of the gene LMAN1L, whose product is annotated as lectin, mannose binding 1 like. Gene Ontology annotation, biological process: endoplasmic reticulum to Golgi vesicle-mediated transport; endoplasmic reticulum organization; Golgi organization. Gene Ontology annotation, molecular function: D-mannose binding. Gene Ontology annotation, cellular component: endoplasmic reticulum membrane; COPII-coated ER to Golgi transport vesicle; endoplasmic reticulum-Golgi intermediate compartment. NCBI's taxonomy places the organism in Eukaryota, Metazoa, Chordata, Mammalia, Artiodactyla, Balaenopteridae. The record is from RefSeq and is a predicted model, not a curated record.